Messenger RNA from Camellia sinensis, 588 nucleotides. NCBI's taxonomy places the organism in Eukaryota, Viridiplantae, Streptophyta, Magnoliopsida, Ericales, Theaceae. The record is from RefSeq and is a predicted model, not a curated record.
AUGGGUUAUACAAAGGUUUUUGGAUGGAAUGUACAUGCGGUGUAUAGCCAAGGAACAUAUUCAAGAGCAUGGGGUAUGGACAUUAUUGGUCCUUUUGUACCUCCAUCUUCAGUAGGAUAUCGAUACAUUCUAGCUGCUACUAACAAUUUCUCAAAAUGGGCAGAGGCCGUGGCUUUAAAGGAUAUAAAAAGCACAGUUGUUUCCGAGUUCAUCCGAACCCAUAUCAUUUACAGGUUCGGAAUUCCAGAAAGUGUCAUCAUGGAUAAUGGACAGCCGUUCAGGAGUGAUGCUUUGAACAAGUUAUUUGCCAAGUACAAAAUCAAAAACAACCAUUCAUCAAGAUAUCAUGCACAUGCCAAUGGUUUGGCAGAAGCUUUCGACAAGACAUUGUGCAAAAUUCUCAAGAAGAUGGUGGAUAAGAACAAAAGAGCUUGGCACGAAAAGUUACAAGAAGCUUUAUGGGCUUAUCGGACUUCGCACAGAACCCCUACUCAAGCAACCCCUUAUUCGUUAGUUUUUGGAGGAGAAGCAGUGUUACCACUGAGGUUCAAAUACCAUCAUUGCAAGUGGCAAUACAAGAGUCCUUAA